Paramuricea clavata is the source of this 7750-nucleotide messenger RNA. The record is from the annotation of a GenBank genome assembly. Lineage: Eukaryota; Metazoa; Cnidaria; Anthozoa; Malacalcyonacea; Plexauridae.
AUGAAAUUUGCUUGUGGAAUUGUGUUGUUGGUUGUUAUUCACACAGCCACUGCAAGAUUGCAAUUGGUGCCGUUUGAAGAUGUUCGAGAUGUUGAGGUAUAAGAUCUCACAGGAAUAACUUAAUUCAUUCUCCCUGCAUUGGUUUGUUACAAAACUUCAUAAUAAUACUAUCUAUAAAAUAACAUGUAUAUAACGCGUGCUCUGAUUGGUCGAAACCCGUGUUUGGAUCAGGCCAUCCAAACACAGAAAUUUAAAGUGAAUGUUUUUUAAAGUGAAAUUUUAACGCGGAAAGCUGUUAUUUUAUAAAACAAUUACUUUAUAGUUUCUGUGUUUGGAUGGCCUGAUCCAAACACUUAGGAAUGUUGCUCGAGUUAAGAAAAGCUCGCAAAAGCACUCGCCUUCGGCUCGUGUUUCGCGCGCUUUUCUUAACUCUCGCAACAUUCCCGCGUGCUUGGAUCAGGUCAUCCAAACACGGAAACCAUAAAGUAAUUGUAUAAUGAAAAAAUGCGUGGUAUAUACGUUCCUACUGGUUUUGUACAUUAAUGGGCUGCUUUUGAAGUAAAAUCGUCAUCAGACAUGUAAAUUUCCAGUUCAGAUCAUGUCAUCUUUUCAUCUUUUAUCACUCCUGCAUCAUGUCUUCAUGUAUCUUUUAUUCAUAAUCAAGUAUGAUUUGAUUUAUGAAAUAAAUUAUAUUAAGAACGAACUGAGAGUUGUACGUUUAAUAGCUAGGUGUAGAAGCCCCCCCCCCCCCGCCUGGCGUAAGCAAAUUGGAUGCAUUAGCAUAUCCUACCUUAUAAAACCCAGUACUGGGGAAUCUUGUCCUCAGUCGUGACAAAGCUGUUACCUCCCACCUCACCCUUGGAGCAUGAUUCCCGCACCAUAUUCUUGGGAACUUCUUUCCAGGAAAUCGGAGUCCCAAGUCAUGCACAGCUCUCUCAAUUGUAGUAAUUUGCAUUCCCGUGUCUUGUCUGAGCAACACUAACCAGCUCCCCCCAGUGCAUUUUUUAAGGAUUCUUCAGUGGUGGGGAAAAACUGCCAAAGGGCCCAUCAGGGGGGGGGGUAGGCCAAAAAAUUCAGAAUGACGAACCCCCGCCCUUUUAUCAAUGUUGUGUGUCUUUGCUUGGUAAAAUUAAUAGCGAAGACUGUUGUUAUUCACAUGGUGAAUCAAUAUUGAGCCACGAAUUUGCUAUCCGGAAAAUGUAGACGCAAUUUACAAACUUAAAUACGCAUAUUUUACGCACAGACAUAUUACAGUAGCAUGCAGGGCCAUAGGAAGCUCUAUUUGAUUGAGGGCUGAAAACGAGGGCCGAAGGCCAGAGGAAAUUUUUAAAUUUGGGGUCUCUGAAAUGCCAUUUCCUGGACUUUGGGGGAAGUUUUGACAGAAUUCUGAUGGUCAGGAAACAGCGUUUUAGUAUGUCGAAAUUUACAAUUUGCUUACAAUUUAGUAGUACGUAUAUACGUAUAUAUAUAUAUAUAUAUAUAUAUAUAUAUAUAUAUAUAUAUAUAUAUAUAUAUAUAUAUAUAUAUAUAUAUAUAUAUAUAUAUAUAUAUAUAUAUAUUGGAGAAGUUGCACGAAAAUAUGGGUAAUAUGAUUCUUUGCAGUUUGUCAUGGAUAAUGUUGCCACUUAAAAUUAAUCAAUUGUCAGUAUUCUAAAGGUAUAAAGGUCUGCAUGAUUUUGAAAAAAGAAUGAUUUAUAUUAGCAAAUUAUUGGGAAGGCUGCAGCCCCCCCCCCCCCCCAGGUUGCUGCGGCCUCAGAAGUAAUAAACCGAAAAACACUUACCGAUUUACGAUAUUUUAAAUGUUAUCCAUGUAAAUGCCAUGAUUUCGUAAUACCCCCAUCCCAAUACCCCCAUCGCCACGGCCCUGGGACCCAUUUUCCUUGCUCUCUCCCAGGAUAGUAUGCGAUCGCCGAAGGUGUGAGCCGAGUACCGCAGGCAAAAGUUAGCUACGGGGGUCUGGGGCAUGCCCUCCCAGGAAUUUUUUUAAACGUGGGUCUCUGAAAUAGCAUUUCCUGCAUUCUGAGAACACAUUUUUUUUAAAAUCUCAGCUUUUCAAAACAAAGUUCUAAUUCACCAUUAAUGGUGAAAUUUGUAAUAAAUUGCAUGCUAAACAUUCAAACACAACAUAAGUUUAAGUAUGCUCACCAACAAAUUUUGUUUUUUAAACGUCUUUUCCAUGUUAAACUUGUUUACUCAAGACAAGUCCUAGGGCCAUGGCUUUGGGGCAAUAGGCCAUUUUUUUUCUUCAGUGGUGGGGCAGAGGAAGGGGCCCAGUGGGGCAAAUGACCCACCACUCCAUGGUAUUAAAAAAUUCCUUGGCUCCCCCCUCCUUCCUCCAUAUUACGACAAUUACGUAAUGCCCCUCAUGUUCGUCGCAUGUCCCAGUAUAUAUGUUCCCCUCCGUUGCUAUCGAUCAGCCGUAUCGCAUCCCUGUAUACAAUGUGUAGGGCUCGACUCACCCUACCGGUUCCAACCCUUUCCCGAGAACAGCUAGAUAAAAGUAACUCGGUUAUGUAGUCAAAUAUCGAAGUGUGCACAUGGGCCGAUGGCCGUAAAGGACUAAAAACGCCAAUGCUUGUCCCACGGUCAUGGCCUCGUUCGAAUUGCCUCUUCAACGGUACUAUAACCCUCAAAUAAACGCGUCAGAUCAGCGUAACAUGUUACUGGGUAUACGAAACCAGAUUGUUAACAAUGAAUAAAUGCAAAGAGUGCCAAAACAUGAUCUAAAAAGGGAAUUUGCAUACAUUUUAGUAUUUGUGCAAAAGGCUGAUCUUCUAUCAAGAGGAACUACACACAUAGUCUGUCGUGAUGGCAAUUCGUUAAAAUGAAGUGUGCCGCAUUUAUACACAAAGUUCGUCCAGAACUCCAGAUGGAUCAUCGUGGUCUAAUAUAAAUUAGGCAUAAAUUCAGCCAUGCAUAGACAGGCUAGUAAAUUACUGUUAGCCUCGAAGUAUUUCAGUUUAACAUAAAACGCGUUGUACAGAUGAUCAUGCGCUGCGGUAACACAUCUUAAAUAUACACCAUCUUCUACAUACGUAUGUAGGCUAUUAGGAAAAGAAUACGCGUGCAUAUAUAGCGUUUGCCAAAUUAAAUGUUUGUCCCGAAACAUCGUUUGCAGCAAAUUCACCAAUACUAACCCUGAUAGGAACUAAGCGUGUUUUAAAUAGAUCUUAUUUUAGCGACUGAGCUCAAACAACGAGCUAUGGUUAUUUGCAUUCGGUUCGGUACGCUACAUGACUUUUGAACUAGAUCUUAUUUGUUCUUUACUCUUUUUUCGUCAGUUGCCUGUUUGUUCUAAAUCGAAAGAAGGGAACCAAACCUUGCAUCGUAAAGUAUCAGGAGAUGGCGGAGUUGUGAUCUGCAUAAAAAACAAUGGAAAAUAUGUGUGGAAAUUUCUCGAUGGUAAGAUUAACUAGAAUUAAGGAUCUUUAGGGGGUAAAUUGGCACACAGCCCCUCCCAUGAGAAGAUUCCUUCCAUCCUGAAUUACACAUUCUGUUUCACAAAACAAAACUCAAACGUACAUUGUGUUUGUGCAUGAGAAGCAACUUAAAAACUUCGUUGUUGUUUUAGACUAGGUCGCCAAACCCCCAUGUACAUGCCUUAUACAGAGACCACCUUAUCAAAAAUUUCACCUCGUAAUGUGAUUUGUUUCAGCAGAGAAAAUCGAAUCUAACGAAAUCUUUAUAUGCUGCUUUCUCUACAGUAUAUCAGUUUCAGCUUUCAAUAAAAAGCAAGCAUCAUGCAGGCCGACACUAACAAUUUCUGUCAAUAUCCUUCCACAGGUUCCUCUACACUUGGUGAAAAAUUCAAUCCUGCAAAAGAUUGUUCUGAUAUUGUAGACAAUCUUCCCGAAGCAAAAGAUGGUUUCUACUGGAUAAAACACAACAAGGGAGAACUUUCAAAGGUACAGCACUUUUUCAGUUUUUCAGCUAUUAAUAACACAACAGGUGACUUUCCGUAUUACGAUACCGAAAAUACAUCACGAAAAUACAUCGCGAGGACUACAGUUUGAGAUUCAUUGUAUUUAAAUUUAAGUCGUUAACGUGGAAAUUGAGCUGAUAUCCUCAUGUUUCGAGCACGACUAUAUUUCCCUUUGAUCUUGACCCCCAAUCCAGACCCAACCCGAUCCCUACGGUGCACGAAACAUCGGGAUGCAACCGAAAUUUACCUAUGAUUCUCUAGGGGUGGUGUGACACACACACAGACGGCGGGGGAUUAUUGUUGAUUGGAAUGACGAACAGUCCAGUCACAUGGAACGUUCCAUCAAAUGAGAAACCAGUAGAUCCAUUGGGACCUCCUCAUUGGUCCAGCAAGUUUGGUGACGUCAACGUGCAGGAUAUUGCAAUUCAAAUCUCAACCACAAAGGAUUUUGAAGACACAAAGGCACAUUGGUGAGUUGUAAAUAUUGUUUAAAGAUGAAGUAAAUGGUUUGUUGGAGACCAUUACACUAAUACCGUGCCAUAAGCACCAUAUUAUAACAAACCAUACUAAGCCAUAUUACUUAUCACGCCGUACCUUGUCAGGUCAUUCCAUAUUGAUGUGCAUGGUAAUAUAUGCCAUACAAUGCCAUACCAAACCACACCUUGUUAUAUCAUACUUAUAAGUAAUCAUACUUGCCUUAUCAUACCAAUCUAAUACCAUACCGUUCCACACCAUACUAAACCAAUCCAUUCCAUAAUAUAUAUUAUAUAAUACCUUAUUGGCUGUUUAUGGUCACGUGAUAUUAAAUAGAAAAUUCCAUUUCCCAAAAGUGCAAUGGAAUACGUUCUAUUGCACUCUUUGCGAAUGCAAUUAUACUAUGCGUUUUAUUUCAUUGCACUCUUUGUGUUUUCGAUAAAUCGCAUCCGUCAAAAUGCUUCUCAAACGAAUCUAUUAGUCUAUUUUGGUAUUAUAUAAAACAAAUUAAAUAAUGAAUGUUUAUUCGUGCAGUGGUAAGAAUAUUUUCAUUCGGUGAAAGAUGGAAUGUUCCAUUCAACUCGGCUGUCGCCUCGUUGAAUGGAACAUUCCAUCUUUCACCUCGAUCAUGAAAAUAUUCUUACCAUUGCACGAAUAAACAUUCAUUAUUUGUAUACUGUAACAUUCACAAUUCUUUCAAACCAUUUGUAUACAGGUCUUACAGGUUAAAAACAAACCGUGCUCUUGGCAAUCUGUUUGGUGUUGGAAGUGGUGGAUGUACAGACUUUGAUUCAGGGAUUGGAAAUGUGUCUUAUGUUAAAGACAUCCUUACUGAAACAGUGGUCACUACAAAAUUCAGCUGCUCAAACUUUGGACCUUAUCAGAACGUCAAUCUGGGAUGGGUAUCUAUGAUAAUAGUACAUUGCGUAAAGCACUCUAUUAAUCUUUGAACAGGUGCAAUCAGAAAUUUGGGUUGAUGUAGCCGCGACGUCCUGGUUAAUUAAAUUAAUCACACUAUGUUAGCUGUAUAUAUAAUGAGAACUGGUUGGAAUUUAACCCCAAAACUGCUUAUAUUUAACACUAGAGGACGUUUUUACAACGUACGCAUAAAACUAUAGACAUAGUGCAAUGUGAUUGAUUAACACAUAUAACAUAUAUAGUAUUGCAUAUCUCACAAAGAAACUACAUACUCUUGAAAUCCCACAGUGCUCCUUUUUCUUCUGGAAAUUAGAAAUUAUAAUCACAUGCCUAUUAUGAAUAAUAAUUGCUGCCAAAUCCUGCAAUAACCUGCGCGCAAUCUCAUGACAUCGGUGAAUGAGAUGUCACGAAAGAGCGCGCAGACUAGGUCAGCAAAGCUAUUAUAGGGACCUUAAGCAUGUACGACGGCAAGGCGACGACGACAGCCAAAACAAAUAAAUUAUUGCGAAGAAGGGUUGUUGUGUAUUAUCCACUACAUGUAUAUAUGAAUUGAGUUCAGUUUGAAGAGAUCAAAACAAAGGCUUUAUGGUUAAAAACGCUUCUGCUGAGCAAAUUUGUAGUUUCACUUGUCGCGUCUUGACAUGUUUGCGUUGUACACGAGACGUGAAAAUCUCUGGUUUGCCGUUGUAAAAAGCCCUAACACAAUGUCUCCAACUCCCGUGGGGCUUUUAAUUAUUCCUUUCUUUUGUACGAGAUCAGGAAUAUCAUUGUGGGAAUAGCCGUCGCGUUUCCGUCCUGUUUGCUUAAGGUCCUUAAUCUUUCCCGGGCCACGGCUAUCUAAAUUGCCAUGUUAAAGUUAUUGCUAUGUAUAUACUGUCGUAUUAUUAUUGCUUUUACAGGGAAGAAUGAAUUACUGUCUCAGAAACAAAUGUCCAAGCGGUUAUGCAUUUAUAAAAGGAUUUCCUUUCAAACUUGACAGUUAUGGAUCUUUUAGGUAAACAGAAAGGCUAUAGAGACUCGUUAGAUAUAUGUCAUUACGUUGACCAAAGAAGGGAUCUAACUUACAUUAUAUAUAUUUAUAUUUUCAGUUAUAGUGCAAGUUCACAGUUUUCAGGUAUCACACACAAUGCUACAGCUUUUGUUGGCUGCGAUGCUGGCAAGGUUUGAUAGUUUGUUACUUAACCCGAGGAUUUGGUAUUACUAAUUUUCCAAGUUACUUACGACGAUGAAUCUUAUUAAAUCUUGCCCAACAUUUAUGUUUAGUGUUGUGUAUGUUUUGGUCCCAAAGGUGGAAGAGGUCAUUAUUGCAGCAGAAAAUGUAAAGCUUUUAAUGGUGGUACCAUCCUCACUGGUCAGGUUUACGUCUGGUAUUGGAUCAGAACGCGCAUGCCUGAACGACUGUGGAAAAGAUGUAUGGAGUUUAAGAUGAAGACUGAAGCUGGGAAACUUGAAACGUAUUACAUUGAUAGAAAUACCGGUGCUGCUCAUAAGGUAUUGUGUAGAGUAUUUGGGACGAAUUUGUAAUUUAGGCAAUAAAAUCAGACUGGAGGAAAUUUGCAUGGAAUAUUCAGAAUGAGAAAACAUCAUUACGGAACAUAAUUUUGAAAAGCAGGUGAAAAACAAGUAUAUACAAUCGGAAAAUAUGGAAUUAUGUUUAAAGUGAGAUAAAAUAUAUAAAUAUACCGUCAAUGUCUGUUGACUUCAGGCAUGGACAGAUUCGAGCAUGUAUGUAUUAAGAUAAUUAAGUUCUCGUUGGACCAUGAGUUUAAAAGAUGCCAAGUUGGGAAACGAGCUACAUUUCUUGUCUUUUGCGGCUAUCAUUACAACCAGAAAUGAGACGGAUGACUCGAAUUUUCACAUCCGAAAGAUCGUGAUUGUCAUUGUACAAGUGCCUAUAGCAACAUAAUAUUUAGCAUCGUUGUUGAUGACAGCUCACCAAACUUUUCCCUCAAACAUCUUCCAAUUUCCCCAAUGUAGAGAAUGCAUCAUUUAAGGAGAUGCAUGUGCCGAGGUAGUACCCAAGAUAUCAUGAAAUUUAUGUACAAAAGAUUUUUUAAUAAAUGCGAAAUUUGUUGUUUUAUACAGGGCGCAUGUUCAGAACAAUUUCAGACAUUCUUGAAUGAAGGUGUAAGUCAAUAUAAUAUGUUAUAUAUUUCUAUCUUCCAAAAUGAUACAUUGGAAGUGACUAUAAUCUAUAUCUAGAAACUUUAGUGCGAAAUCUACCUUCUGGGGUUAAUUUCGAAGGCCAGGACGCUUGUUUAUAGUCAACAAUCACGAAACAACUUUAUGCCAACGUAAUUAAUCACUGUCAAUGUUAAACUCUUUCAGACACUCUUGGUAAAAAACAAGGAAAGUUUUAGGAACCUUCCACCAGUGCCAGGACAGAUUUCAUAUCGCGAGGACAACAAGAAACUUUAUGUGAACAAAGGAAAUUAA